GUUGGCCAGAGCUGUCCAGCACUGGACAGAUUCCCUAGGACUGCCAGCUCACAAAGUGGUUUACUGAUGUUGCAUUGAGCCAAUUCAAGCCUUCAUGGGAGGCGCAAACAUCUCGCAUGUUGUGGCUAGCUUGAAACACAAGUGCAAGCGAGGGCUCGAGGAGCUGAUAAACCUCACUCAGGAAAAGGUAUCUAAGAAUUUCGCCUCCCCGGGGAAUGCAGUAUCGCCAGUGCAUUUGGCGGCUGUAGGGGCACAACGAAUGUUACCGACAUUGAAGGUCGAGUUGUCCAUCGAAGUAGGAAAGCAGAGAUACUGGAGGGCAUUGGCUUCCAGCGCAAAUUUCCAGGGCUAUACCAUGCUGAACUGUCUUCAUGUCAUACACACCGAUAUCAUGCUAGUUUGGAAUUUUUAUGAUCUUGACGAUUAUCUGAAUAGCUCAGAAUUUCUGAAUCUGAUGAUGAGCAUGGUUGAGACUGUUGAUGUGGCUACUAGGUCAACAGCUGAACCUGCCCCUCUCGGAUGUAGCGACGCAUUUGCCAUGAGAAGUAUGUAGUACAUAAGUCGUGAUGAUACACGACAGACAUAUGAGCUAAAUGUCGUCAAGAAAC
Molecule: messenger RNA, 608 nt
Organism: Pisolithus orientalis
Lineage: Eukaryota; Fungi; Basidiomycota; Agaricomycetes; Boletales; Pisolithaceae
Exons: 6
Coding region: 95-553 (152 amino acids)
Source: RefSeq, a predicted model, not a curated record